Molecule: messenger RNA, 849 nt
Organism: Rotaria socialis
Lineage: Eukaryota; Metazoa; Rotifera; Eurotatoria; Philodinida; Philodinidae
Source: the annotation of a GenBank genome assembly
AUGGCAGCAGCAAUAAGCACAGUAACAAAAACAGCAUCAGUUGUCAAAACUACAAAAGGUAGUGAAAAAAAAUGGUCGGAAAUCUUAUCCAUGAAUCGUCGGCACGAUUUACAACUACCAAUGGAUAUAGCUAAGUAUGAUCAUGAUUUAAAACGAACAUUUAAUAUACAUCAACGUCAAAAAUAUCAUACUGAACGUACAUGGGCUAAUAAACAUGAAACAUGGUAUCAUGAUGAUGUUUCAUUUCGUGAUCAGUUUCUUCAACAAUUAAAGCCAAUAACAAGACGUUUUAAGCAUAUUGAUUCAUUAACACCGACGGAUAAUUACGGCCAACAACAAAAACAACAACAACAGGACGAACGAAUAUUAAAUGAUAGUGAAAUGGAACUUUUAUCAUCAACAAUAAUGACAACAUCAGAUAGAAAAGAGAAAUUUAUGAGAGAACUACCACCAUUGAAACAAAAUAAAAAACGUUCAACUAUUCGACAUUUUCAAAAUUAUUCUGGUGAAGAUAUUAUUCAAUCGAAUGGAGUUUUAUCAAAAUUACUUUGUCCAAAAAUAUUACAUGAAUAUGAACCAAGACUUUAUUCUCAUGCCCAUGCAUCAUUUUUAGACGUAGCUCAACGUUUCAUUAACCGUAAACCUGAAACCAUUGAAAAACGUGCUGAUAAUAAAAAUAAACAAAAACAACAGAAACAAUAUUAUAAAUUUCUCAUCGAUAAUGAACAAGAACGAACAAGAUUAGCCGCUGCGAAGUUUCAGCAGCGACUAGACGACGAUAAAAAUAAAGAAAAUAAUUAUAAUAAUCUCGACGAUGACAAGGAUAGUUAUUAUACAAGACCUUUUUAA